This is a messenger RNA of Musca domestica (house fly), 1252 nucleotides long. Its product is annotated as histidine protein methyltransferase 1 homolog. Gene Ontology annotation, molecular function: protein-L-histidine N-tele-methyltransferase activity. Gene Ontology annotation, biological process: peptidyl-histidine methylation, to form tele-methylhistidine. Lineage: Eukaryota; Metazoa; Arthropoda; Insecta; Diptera; Muscidae. The record is from RefSeq and is a predicted model, not a curated record.
UAUAAACAGAAAAGAAGACCUCCGAUUAACUCUGUUGUUUACGAAUGAGACAAGAGGAAAACACAAUCAGCUGGAACCUUUCGCACGUGUCGGCAUUCGCUGUCUUUCUGGAGCUUAUCCGAGGAAAUUGAACUGAAGGUUCCUUAGAGUCCGCUUACCAGAAUUGUCAAGGCAGUAGACCUCUUUGGAACAUUCGCCAUACAUUGCUUUCAAUAAUUCCCCCUCGAUGGUUUCUCCUUCAAAACAUCACUUGCUUCAAAGAAGUUAUUGAUAAAUUGUACAGGGAAACAGACAUAAUGUUCAAGUUUGACUUUCAAGUUGAAGCUGAUGACACUCCGUUUGCUAUUAAAGAAGGAUUCAAUGACUCAAAAAGUCCAGCAGCGUAUGUCGACAAGGAGAGCUUUAAGGAGUGGUACGAAUCCGAAGAAAUAAAACCGUCGAAGGAAAUUUUGGAAAACAUCGAUGUUUGCAAGUUAAACGCUUUGAGCAAAGACUAUAAGGGCGUUUCGCUAUGUUAUAUGGUUUCAGGCUUUCUCUUGGAAGAUAUCAAGAAUAAUGCUGACGAUGUUACAGAUUAAAAGGCUGAAGAGAAUCAUUCGGAUCUCAUACCGGCGGUAUAUGAAGGCGGAGCCAAAAUAUGGGAAUGCACCGAAGAUCUGCUAAUGUACUUUGCCGAAAAUAUCCCCACCCUGGAAUGGAAUGAUAAAUAUGUAUUGGAUUUAGGCUGUGGUUCUGGACUUCUCGGCAUAUAUGCAUUCAACAAUGGAUCUAAUGUUACUUUUCAUGACUAUAACAAGGAUGUACUUGAAAAGAUUACAAUACCAAAUGUGCUUUUAAAUACAAGGGAAGAAUCUGAUGAAAAUGAGGAAGACAUAUAUAAUUUUGAUAAAUUAGUAGAGAAAACUCGUUAUUUCUCAGGUGAUUGGGAAAAAUGGUGCAGUUCUCCAAAAUGUGAUCAAUUGUAUGAUGUUAUUGUUACCUCCGAAACUAUUUAUAAUCCAGAGAAUCAACAAAAGUUGCUAAAUUGCCUACAUGCUAAACUAAAAGCGGACGGAAAGAUUUAUGUGGCAGCUAAGACGUACUAUUUUGGAGUAGGAGGAGGACUGCGUCAAUUUGAGCAGUUAAUUGAAAAGGACAAACGAUUUACAUUCAAAUCGCUAUGGUUAUCAACGGAAGGUGUAAAUAGAGAAAUAAUAGAAUUAAGAAAAAUUAAUUAAUACAAAAUAGAUGGAUACAUUGAAGUCUAUUAGUA